This is a messenger RNA of Papaver somniferum (opium poppy), 1079 nucleotides long. RefSeq names its product translocon-associated protein subunit beta-like. NCBI's taxonomy places the organism in Eukaryota, Viridiplantae, Streptophyta, Magnoliopsida, Ranunculales, Papaveraceae. The transcript is spliced from 6 exons. Gene Ontology annotation, cellular component: endoplasmic reticulum. Bases 61 to 645 code for a protein of 194 amino acids. The record is from RefSeq and is a predicted model, not a curated record.
CUGAGAUCCUUGACGAGCGGUACUAGUAACAACUCUUUUCUCUUGGAAAAUCAAAAAUCGAUGGCGAACCUGAGAAUCAGUACUCUCUGUCUCUUCUUCUUGUUGUCUGUGUCGACAUUAGGGAGUUGUUUAGGAGAUGGAGUAUUCAUUGUUGCUCACAAGAAAGUGAGUCUUAACAAGCUUAGAUCUGGUAUGGAACGAGUUUCUGUUACUAUCGACAUUUACAAUCGUGGAUCUGAGACUGCAUAUGAUGUAAGUCUUACUGAUGAUAGCUGGCCUCAUCAUAUCUUUGAUAUUGCUAAAGGCAACUUUUCCAAAUCAUGGGAAAGUCUCGAUGCUGGCUCUGCUGUUUCUCACUCUUUUGAUUUGGUUUCCCAAGUCAAAGGGAUAUUCAAUGGUGAAUCUGCGAUUAUUAAAUUCCGUGUGCCCACGAAGGCAGCUCUACAGGUGGCUUACUCGAAUCCGAUGCUACCUUUGGAUAUCCUUGCUGACAGACCAGCAGAAAAGAAAAUUGACUUGGCAAAGAGGUUGUUGACAAAAUAUGGGUCACUCGUUACCGUGAUCUCCGUGGUGGUAACGUUUGUAUACCUUGUUGCCACUCCAUCAAAAUCUGGAGGUGCUAAGUCGGGCAAGAAAAGACGUUGAACCAUCGUAAAACGAGGAUUCUUCAUGAAAGUCUGCAAUUGGAGAUGGGGAUUUCUACAAUUGAAGGCAUACUGUUGAAUUGUGAGUUGAUGAAAGAGCAUUUCGAGAUGAAGAGUUGGGAGAUCGUAAGUUCAGUUCCACAUACCCUCCCAGCUGCACACCUCUCUGUCAACUAACUGGUAAAAGUUCAUCCUUGGUAAAUUCAGGAAUUGAACGGAAUUUGCCAGGAACAUAUUUCUGGUGACAUCUAUACUGAACCGUUUCAGAAGUUUCUUUGAUGUCUAUAUAUCAGAACUAUUCUGUAUUCGUUCAUCUCCUAUUUGCUUUAGAGUUCUUAAUUUAGUCUAAAUUAUUUCAAACGGAAAUGGAAUUUGUUUAAAGAGGAUGACACAACACACAUAUGAUUAUCUAAAUGCAGUUCUAAACUUAAGCUA